Molecule: messenger RNA, 1503 nt
Organism: Stereum hirsutum FP-91666 SS1
Lineage: Eukaryota; Fungi; Basidiomycota; Agaricomycetes; Russulales; Stereaceae
Exons: 3
Coding region: 75-1280 (401 amino acids)
Source: RefSeq, a predicted model, not a curated record
CAAACGGUAAUAUCGAGUAGGUGGAUUCCUUGACUUUGGAAGUGCCUCUAUAGUACGACUCUGUUGCUCUUACGAUGCCUCCCUCGAGCUCUCUGGCGACCGCUGAAUUGUCCAACCCUCUUAUAACAUCGCUAAAUGAGCUCCUUGCUGCUCUUGGUCUUCCAUUCGUGUUGGAGACGCCUUACGACCUCACCUCCUCGCUUCUCCUAGCUAUCCUGGAAUCCAUCCUUGAGUCUCGCCUCCCCAUUCCACAAUCCGUCCGGGAAUCUCGCAACACCCCUGAUAAAAUCCAAGCCAUGAAGAUAUUCCUCGGCGUUUUGGAGAACGAUGUCAUUCAGGAUGAUGUCGGCUUGAGUGAUGUCGACCCGAGGAAGCUGGCGUACGGAGAAUGGGACGAAGUUGUGUUCGUGGGAGAGUUGCUGUGCUGGUUAGGGGUGAAGAUGGAGCUUCUGAAGGAUGAAGAAGGACAUUAUGAGGACCCGCCUUCGAGAAUGGAUGCCGGUCUUGGGUCAAGAGAGGGAGAUUUCCCGAGUACUAGCGACUCUGCGAGCGGUUUCGUGCGCCCAGGAUCACCCUCGGUGGUGUCAUCGUUGACGGCCAGCUUGCAAAGUGCUCUAUUUGUGGACACGACACACGAUACAAACACGAACACCACAAUAUUGUCGUCCAUUCCAGACGACGACCGGGCAUCGUCGCCUCCGCCACCGAGACACGCCGCUAUUACCAUCUCCGAUCUUCAUUUUCCGGGAGAAUCCUCGAGUCGUUACCGACCUGCUCCUCGAUGUAUACAUGAAAUCGAAGAUCCAUCCUUCCUCGUCUCGGAGAACGAAAUGGACCAUACAUACGAGAGCGCGUCCGAGCUUUCAACUGUGUCCGGAACCGUUGAUAGCGACUCGACAUCUUCGUUCUACGAUUGCGGCCACCACAACCACGGCCACGAUCGCGAGCAUGACAUUCAUCUUCCAUACGCAACGUCUCGAGCUCGACGACCACCGAUACGUCACGACGGAUGGAUUCAAGAGGUUGAUGACGAGUCGGAAAUACAGGAGUACGAGGCUAAUCGACGUGCAAGCGGUGGCACGGCAGGGCGUAGGUCAGCUUCCGAUAACAAGCAUACGUCUGGCACGCACGGUUAUCAGAACACGAACACGACGAGAUUAUCUGGUGCUUCUCACGGACACCGCGUCUUGACGAGGCACACCGCACCUACUGAGCAUACUUUGGCGCUUCUGAAUGAACGGGCGAAACUGUUGACGGAGCUCGCAAAGCUGAAUCGUUGACAUUGUUUUGUUUUGUCUCAGACUGACCAGCUUUGUAUGCCGGACGGCGCUUAUGGGCCACACACCCACAAGGAGGGAUGAAACAUGAAACAUUAUAGUUGCCACGCUCCUCAGACAAUUGUAAUGGUGUAGGAGCUCUCCGUCUCCUUGUUGUAUAACACUUCAAGACAUGAAGCUUUAUGAGGCCGCUUUUGAGACUAACUCGUUUCGCGCUUGCAGAUAU